CCUCUCUACAACAUCUCUUUCCAUUGAAACUUCCCUCAUUCUCCUCCAACAAAACAACUAACCAUGGCUGAAGAACACAAACAAACCACAAUCCCAAUCCCUAAAGAAGUAGAAAAGACUUCAAAUGUGCAAAUAUUAGCUGAUAAUUCAGCCAAUGAUGCAGAAACUGAAACCAAGAAUGUUGUAGAAAAUGUUGUUGCAAAGGAAAUGGUGGAAGAGGAAGAAGAAGAAGUUACUUCUGAGUUUAAAGUUUGUAUAACAGAAAAUGGAGCUGAAAUGGGUAGUGAGGAUGAUGAUAACAAUAAGUAUCCUGAGCUUGAAAUGAAGGCCAUGGAAGAGCUUAAGAAGCUUAUUCAGAAUGCUAUUAACAACCAUGAAUUCACUGAUCCUCCAUUAAUACAGGAACAAGUAGAAGAAGAAGCAAACGCCGAUCACAAGACUAUUGAAGAAGAAACCAAUGAAGAGUCUGAGGAAGCAACGAAUAAAGUAACUGUAGAUGAGGACGGAACAAAGACUGUAGAAGCAAUUGUAGAGACAAUUAUAGUUCAUACAAGUGCAGAAAAGUUGCAGAAUUCCUCUGCAGCUUCUGCAUCUUUAUCUUCUGUUGUAACUUCACAAUUUGAGAAGUUACAGCAGGAGACAGACACAACGACACCUCCUUCUGUAGAGGAGGUGUCGAUAUGGGGUGUACCCCUGUUAAAAGACGAAAGAACAGACACCAUUAUCUGGAAGUUCCUACGCGCUAGGGACUUCCAAGUGAAUGAAGCCUUUAAGAUGAUGAAAUCCACCAUUAAAUGGAGGAAAGAAUUUAAGAUUGAUGAGUUAAUGGAGGAAGAUUUAGGGGAAGAUUUGGAGAAAGUGGUGUUUAUGCAUGGAUAUAGUAAAGAAGGGAAUCCUGUUUGUUAUAAUGUGUUUGGUGGAUUUCAAGAUAAGGAAUUAUAUAAGAAAACAUUUUCUGAUGAGGAAAAAAGGGAAAAGUUUUUAAAAUGGAGGAUUCAAUUUUUGGAAAAGAGUAUAAGGAAAUUAGAUUUUUUUACAAAGGGUGUUUCUACAAUUGUUCAGGUUAAUGAUCUUAAGAAUUCUCCUGGACCUGGGAAAUGGGAACUUAGACAAGCUACCAAACAAGCCCUUCAUUUGCUUCAAGAUAAUUAUCCUGAAUUUGUUUCUAAACAGGUGUUUAUCAAUGUGCCAUGGUGGUAUGUGGCAGUCAACAAGAUGAUAAGACCCUUUUUGACCCAAAGAACAACAAGCAAGUUUGUUGUUGCUGGUCCUUCUAAAUCUGCUGAAACUCUUUUCAGCUAUAUUGCUCCAGAGCAAGUACCAAUUCAAUAUGGUGGUUUGAGUAAAGGAGAAGAAUUUGAUACCAAAGAUGGGGCAACACAGAUUAUUAUGCAGCCAGCAAGCAAAGAAACUAUUGAAUUUGCAGUUACUGAGGCAUGCAAUGUAACAUGGGAGGUGAGAGUGCUAGGAUGGGAUGUCAACUAUGGUGCUGAAUUUGUGCCUAAUGCUUCAGAUGCUUAUACUAUUAUUAUUCAGAAAAUGAAGAAAGUGGGCCCUACACAACAAUCCAUUAUCACUAAUACCUUCAACAUUGGUGAGCCUGGAAAAGUUGUUCUCUCUAUUCAUAAUUCAUCUUCUAAGAAGAAAAUACUUCUUUAUCGUCUCAAAUCCAAGCCUUCUUGUGAUUAAUAAAAUCUACCCUUGUCCUUAUCUUUUUAUUUUUUUAUUUUUAAAAAUAUAUAUUUAUAAUCUUAUAUAAUUAUAUAUUUUGAUUUUAGAGUGUCUUAUCAAGCUAUAUUGUUUUCAUGUAAUUUAUACUUUAAUUUUAUUUAUAUUAUGUUUAUUGUUGAUAUGAAGUAUUUGAAUUUUUUAUGUGAAGCAAAUUGCUUUUUAUUUUGAAAAUGGU
Messenger RNA from Amaranthus tricolor (Joseph's coat), 1906 nucleotides. Its product is annotated as patellin-3-like. Gene Ontology annotation, molecular function: lipid binding. Lineage: Eukaryota; Viridiplantae; Streptophyta; Magnoliopsida; Caryophyllales; Amaranthaceae. The transcript has 5 exons. The record is from RefSeq and is a predicted model, not a curated record. Bases 64 to 1689 code for a protein of 541 amino acids.